AUGGGGGCUUGUAGUGGAAUAUGUGGAUAAAGCAAUACAGAUCACACAAUAGUUAAUGCAAAUCAUGCAAAUCAAUCAGAUGUGGAGUAAUAAAUUGAUUAAGGCCUCAAAGGAUCAGGCCAUUCAAUCAGAUAGUCUCAACAAUCUUCAGAUGUGAAUGUUCCUUAAGUUCAUUAGGAGAAUGAUUAUUAUGAAUAACUAAAGCGAUCAAAUUAGAGGUUUGAAGAAAUAAAAACUUAAUUACAACAUGAUUCUUUUCUUGAAAAAUGCGAACCGGUCACUCUAGAAACAGGAGCAAUUUAUACUGGAUAGUGGAAAGAUGAAUAAAGAAAUGGGUGGGGAAGAUAAGUUUGGCCAGAUUAAUCAGUAUAUGAGGGAGAAUGGGUUAAUGAUAAGGCUUGUGGUAGAGGUAAGUUAAUACAUGCAGAUGGAGAUAUUUAUGAUGGUGAAUGGGCUAAUGAUAAAGCUAAUGGUUUUGGAAGGUAUUAUCAUAGUAAUGGAGCAACAUAUCAAGGAUAAUGGAAAGAUGACAAAUAAGAAGGAUUUGGUGAAGAAACUUGGCCAGAUGGAUCUAAAUACAAAGGAUAGUAUAUAGAUGGUAAAAAGCAUGGUAAAGGAAGAUUAGAAUUUAUUGAUGGUUCCUUUUAUGAUGGAGAAUUUUAAGCAAAUGAUAUCCAUGGGAAAGGUAUGGAAUUAUAUUUAUUUAUUUAGGUUUGUAUGUUUGGGCUGACAAGAGGUAAUAUAAUGGAGAUUGGUAUAAGAAUAAAAUGCAUGGAUAUGGAUUAACUAAAUGGCCUGAUGGUAGAUCUUAUGAGGGAGAGUAAAUUAUUAAAUUUAAUAUAUUAUUAGAUAUAAAGAAGAUAAAAAACAUGGGCAUGGUACCUUUAUUUGGAGUGAUGGUAGAAAAUAUAUUGGUUAAUGGGUUGAUGGAAAAUAAUAAGGUUAAGGAGUCUUUAUUAAAUCAGAUGGGACAACAAAACGAGGUGAAUGGGCAGAUGGUAAGAGAAUUAAAUGGAUAGAUGUUUAAAAAGACAGUUAAUGA
Messenger RNA from Paramecium pentaurelia, 1042 nucleotides. The record is from the annotation of a GenBank genome assembly. NCBI's taxonomy places the organism in Eukaryota, Ciliophora, Oligohymenophorea, Peniculida, Parameciidae.